AUGUCCAUCGGUGGUCCUUGUCUGUGGGUGCCUCCUUUGUCUACACAAGCCCCAUCGCCACUAUCUGCAGUAUCUCGCCACGUUGAGUGGGUGUCUGCAACGCCGCGACGGAUUUUGUCCAUCUCGCAUCUGCCGAGGGACGGGACACAUUUUCCUCACCUGAAUCCCUCGCCGGCGGAGAUGCAGCGGACGAUGGCGACGGCCGACCAUGGCUUGUCACAUCCAGUGUCGGACCUGGGGCGUCCAUCGGGGAUCGGUGCCUGGCGUGAGGGAGACAUGGCGGCCCACGAUGGAGCUGAGAAAGCCCCAACAGAGAUGGGAGGUAUGAAACUGCCUCAGAUUAAGCUCAAUAUCCCAACUGAAGGUCACACUGGCCGCGCGACUUUGACACCCCCGGCUGGAAUCGCUCGCUCCGGGGAUUCGGCGGAUGCUGCACGAUCUGAUUUUGAUCAACAUGAUGAGAAUGAUCGACAUUCACCCGAGAGCCAAAUCGACGAAAAGGGCGACGGGACGGAAGAUAAUGACGACAGUCAGUCACCGAUUAUUGACAAGAAAAAGAUGAAAAGAUUUCGACUCACGCAUAAUCAGACUCGGUUCUUGAUGAGUGAAUUUACCCGCCAGGCGCAUCCAGAUGCUGCUCACCGAGAGCGUCUGUCAAGAGAGAUCCCCGGGCUCACACCGCGCCAGGUUCAGGUGUGGUUCCAAAACAGACGCGCUAAGCUGAAGCGGUUGACUACAAAUGACCGCGAAAGAAUGCUGAAAUCGAGAGCUCUGCCGGACGAUUUUGACACCACCAAAGUUCUACGCACGCCGUUUGAAAGCAAGUCUGUCAUUCCAACUGCAAUGGGCGCUCCGCACGACUUCGGAGCUCCGAACCCAGAUUUUGCAUCGCUGAGGUCACUUCGCACCGACUGCUUCCCACGACCCAGUGAAGACGAGUAUAUGACAUCUCCUCUCAGUUCGGCAUCGACCGCCGGCACCUACAUGUCCUCCGCUGGACGGAGCGACGGGCUACCCAGCUCGGGAAUGCCAUACGGACGCCCACUCGCCUCCUCUUCAAUGUCAGACUUGCAUAGGACAACCAUCCGUAACGAUUAUUCGAUCACACGGUCAAGCAGCAUGUCAGAUGGCUCCUCAAAUCCUCCCUCUUUUCAUCCCACCCUACACAUGCACAAUCGAUUUGCUUCAUCUCCGACAAAUCCCGGUCUGCCCUACAUGCGACAGCCGGUCAUGGACUAUACAGUUCCUCGCCAUCCCAGUUCUGCUAUGGGGCCUCCUUUUGAGCAGCAGCCAUCUCAACAAACUUUUGAAAGUUCCGCAUCCCCAACAAACUCCCAGGGAACUUCUAUGACCUACGAAAUGAAUACCAUUAACUCCCAACCAAAGAGCUAUCAUCAUCAAUAUCCCAUGUCAGCUCCCAAAAACUACGGUGCUCAUGCCAUGAGCUCUCACGUCUCUCCGCAUGGUCUGCCGGUGUCAACCAUGCAUACCUUGCCUGCCUCGCAGGAUUUCAGACCAUACUCCUACACAACCACUCCAACACCCAUUGCCAGCAUGCCGUACGCUUCAACAAGUGCAUCCACUCUCAGUCUGCCAACCUCCUUUGGUCCAGCCGAGGCGAACAUCAUCUCCCCGAAUGAGGCAUCACAGCACCAAACCCAGAGUAUCGACUCCCUUCGAGAAAAGUUUGGCAGUCAAACUUAUAACUACUCCAACUACAUCCAGCAAUAA
Messenger RNA from Penicillium oxalicum, 1731 nucleotides. Its product is annotated as homeobox domain-containing protein. Gene Ontology annotation, molecular function: DNA-binding transcription factor activity, RNA polymerase II-specific; RNA polymerase II transcription regulatory region sequence-specific DNA binding. The coding region runs from base 1 to 1731 and encodes 576 amino acids. The transcript is spliced from 4 exons. Gene Ontology annotation, biological process: regulation of transcription by RNA polymerase II. NCBI's taxonomy places the organism in Eukaryota, Fungi, Ascomycota, Eurotiomycetes, Eurotiales, Aspergillaceae. The record is from RefSeq and is a predicted model, not a curated record.